Blepharisma stoltei is the source of this 898-nucleotide messenger RNA. The record is from the annotation of a GenBank genome assembly. Lineage: Eukaryota; Ciliophora; Heterotrichea; Heterotrichida; Blepharismidae.
AUGUCAAUUAGUAGGUGCUUUGUUGAUGGCUGUAUGAGCAAGCUCUUUGGAAAGUGUGAAUGUGAAGGAAUCGUCUUAUUUUGCAAAGAGCACGCUGUUGAUCACGUAGUAAAACCAUCUUCUAAAGGACAUCAAUGCUUGAGGCUUUACUUUAGGCCAGCAGACGAAAUUAGGCAGCCAAUUAUCGAUAAGCUGAAGGAAUUCAAAAAUGAUAUUGCGAGACAGAAAAUGAAUCAAACACUUUUUUAGACAUAAUAUGCUUUGGGUAUAUUUUUUAGCAUAAAAAAGAUUUAGAAGGUGAAAGGAGAAAAAGAUUAGCACCAGUAUAUCAAAAAAUAUAGAAAUGCAGCAAUUGCUAAUGCAAAUGAAAUAAUCAACAAUUUUAUUGCUGUCUAGUUAUUUUACCUAUAGAUUAUAUUGGCUAUUCCUUUUUUGUAUGCCGAAGAACUAAAUAUAUAAUGAAUUUAAUAUAAUUUUUUUUCUUUUAUAAGAAUCCUGCAUAAAAUAGUAGAUAUAUGAUAAAAAUGAACUUGGAAAAUAUAUCAAUAAAAUCAAUGAAGUAGAAAUGAGAUGUAAUAAAAUGAUUGAGAUUUUAUAUAGUGGAGAAGAGGUUCUUGAUAUCUUUACUCAAGACGAUAUGGAAAACGUGUUGAAAUUAAAUGCUACUGGAACUAAAGAGUGCAUCGCCGAUUGAAAUAUAGACGAAUACCAAUUGGAUUACAAGGAUAUAAAUGCAGCUAUUAAAAACAUUUAUAAAAUCCCUUUUAAGAUUUAUUGGGUAAUUGAAUCGAACAAGCUUUCCUUUUUUAGAGCAAAUUCUUCAAGUUUUACUACUAUCAACUUAGGUUUUUUCUACAGUAGCUCUUCCAACUUGAGAACCAGAUCAAGAAUAUGCUAG